UGACGGCUCGCCUAUAAGUACUCAGCUCUGCCUCUCGUAGGAUUCACAGCGAGAACUAGAGGCAGUAAUCCUUCUGUUGCGCGAGACUCUUAGAAUUGUGCGCUUUUGUGCUUCGUCCUUGUUCAAACCACUCUUUCUCGCCGGAAAACCGCUUGAGGAUCGCUUGGGUGUGGUGCCUUUUUCACUCCCCAUGGCCGGUGUGAUCGUCGUGUUCGACUUCGACAAGACGAUCAUCGACGUCGACAGUGACGACUGGGUGAUAGAUGGCUUGGGACUUACUGAGAGGUUCAACGAACUGCUCCACACCAUGCCGUGGAAUUGUUUGAUGGAUAAGCUUUUGGGGGAACUCAAUGAGCAGGGAAGAACAAUUGAAGACAUUGCUGCUUGCUUAAAAAGCAUUCCAUUGCAUCCCCAGAUCAUAUCCGCCAUAAAAUCAGCCUACUCUUUGGGGUGUGAUUUGCGAGUUGUUAGUGAUGCAAAUAUGUUCUACAUUGAAACCAUUCUUAAACAUCACGAGCUAUUUGAUUAUUUCUCAGAGAUUAACACCAAUCCAAGCUACGUCGAUGACAAUGGGCGGUUGACGAUCGUCCCCUAUCAUGAUUUCCACACUUCAGUUCAUGGAUGUGCUCUCUGCCCUCCUAAUAUGUGCAAGGGCUUGAUUAUUGAUCGUAUCCGAGACUCUACCAUGAAAGACUCGACAGCAGCAAAGAAAUUCAUAUACCUCGGUGAUGGUAGGGGUGAUUAUUGUCCAGCACUAAAACUUGAUGAAAGUGAUAAAGUGUUGCCUAGGAAGGAUUACCCCCUGUGGAAUCUCAUUCAAAAGAACCCCCAGCUCAUCAGAGCAGAAAUUCAUGCUUGGUGCAAUGCUGCUGAGCUUGAAGAAACACUGGUCCAACUCAUCCACGCUAACACAUCCGAUUCUAUUGCGGCAGACUGCAAGUCUCUAUCUGCUCUUCCCUCUCAUCACGAAGCUCUUGUUCUCCAUCCUCUCCCUGUGCAACAGUGACAGCUUCUUUGUCUUCUCUGCAUCAAAUCCCGAGUCCUUUUGGACUUUGAAGACUUUUAUGGAAGGUGGGUUGCGGCUCCCAAAGAAGCCGAGCAGCAUGAUAAUUUUGCUCAGUUCGUCAUCUAAAAAGCUGUUUGAUUAUGUAGCUGACUAGGGAAAAGGAGCUAAGCAAAAAUAACUGCUGUUCUGCUCUGGCCCUGUAAGUUUAUGAAGAAAGAUGAUGAUCCAUAAGGAGGCGUUUCAUGGGUGGUUGAAAAUUUUCUGGAUGUAGUUUCUUGUCAAUGGAAGCUAUCAGACAAUGCAAAAUAUUUUCAAGAAUUUUUUUUCUCUGUUUUAUAACAUGCGGCUCUUUCAUAA
Molecule: messenger RNA, 1363 nt
Organism: Nymphaea colorata (pocket water lily)
Lineage: Eukaryota; Viridiplantae; Streptophyta; Magnoliopsida; Nymphaeales; Nymphaeaceae
Product: thiamine phosphate phosphatase-like protein
Exons: 4
Coding region: 191-1006 (271 amino acids)
Molecular function (GO): phosphatase activity
Source: RefSeq, a predicted model, not a curated record